Molecule: messenger RNA, 5994 nt
Organism: Pteropus alecto (black flying fox)
Lineage: Eukaryota; Metazoa; Chordata; Mammalia; Chiroptera; Pteropodidae
Gene: GRAMD1A
Product: GRAM domain containing 1A
Exons: 18
Coding region: 3565-5628 (687 amino acids)
Biological process (GO): intracellular sterol transport
Cellular component (GO): endoplasmic reticulum membrane; plasma membrane; endoplasmic reticulum-plasma membrane contact site
Molecular function (GO): sterol binding; sterol transfer activity
Source: RefSeq, a predicted model, not a curated record
GCAGGGGAGAAAUGUGGUUACCCCUCCUUCAGAACUCUUCCAUCGCUCACCAGUGCCCUCAGGGUGAAGCUCAAACUCCUGGCCAGAGCUUACAGGGCCUGUGGGUGUGCCUGUGUCCUCUUGUCCUCCUCCCCCAGCCCACUGGCCACCUCGCUCCUCUUCAGACCUGCCAAGCUCCGUCCUGUCCUUGGACUCACUCUUCCUGUCCCUGAGCAGCUUCCUCUGCCCUUUGCCAGAUCCCUGCUGUCCUUGGGACUCAGCUCACGUGUGCCCUGCACCCCACUCGCCUGUCUGCCCACUCAGCUCUCCUUCAUUGCUGUGGUCCUCCAGCUUGCAGCAUCAGUCUCCUGAGCCCCAUGCUGUCUCUGGUUCGGGAGGUCAGCAGUGGGUCCCAGAACCUGCAUUUUGCACAGCUGCCAGGGGCUGCUGGUGCUGUUUGGUGACCAGUGUCAGUGAGAUCAUCAUCCUCGUUCACAUGUUUCCUUAUUAUUGAUUGUCGUUUUCCAACCAGAAUGUCGGGUCCUCAGGGCAGGGAUUGUACCCCGUUUGCUCGCUUCUGUGUGUCCAGUGCCUGGCGCAGGGCAGGUGGUCAAUGCGUACUUAGAGAGUGAAUGACUGCAGUUUGGAGUCAGUUUGGGCUCUGCACACCAGGCUGAAGUGUUUGUGCUAUACCUGUCUGGGACAGUGUAGCAUCUUGGACACAGGUGUGCUGGGGUGGUGGCAGGGCCAUGUACUGUAUUUUAGUCUUACAGUCCCUAAUGAUCACAUUAGAGUGCCUUCCAUGGGGCGGGCUGUAUGUAUGUAUGUCUUCCCGACGACCCUGUGAAGUGGAUACUGUUACAGUCCCACUAUACUCAAGAAGAAACCGAAGCACAGAAAGGUUCAGACACUUGCCCAAGGUCACACAGGGAACUGAUGGCAAACUGAGACCUGCCAUCACCUCAGCUUGCAGAGAGGGGCGGGCAAGUCGCACAUCUGGUUGAAUCCAAGUUCUGUCGUGGCGGCAGUGGAGGGUCCUUCGUUCAUUCCAUCCACGAGAGCAAAUGGUCGAGGAGCACCUGUCAUGCACCAGGCCUCAUUCUAGGCAUUGGGGACACGGCUGGGAGCAAAACUUCCUCCCCCGCUGGAGCGCAUCUCCUGUGUGGGAGUGUAAAAAACCAGGGAAAACACAGGUCAGGUGGGGGAAGUACUGAGGAGAGAGAUGAAGAGAGAGGGGGUAUGGAGAUGGGGAGUGUGGUUUAAAUAGGUGGCGGACGGUGUCUUGAAGAAGUGUCCAUGAGCAGAGACCUGAAAGAGGCAAGGGAGCCCUGCAGACACCAGGAGGAAGGGCAUUUGGGCAGAGGGAACAGUCAAGGCAAGAGAGUGAGCAAGGGGCGAUGGGAGGGUCCAGCCCCGGGCUUUUACCUGGAAUGAGGUGCAGCUGGGGCAGGGCUCACCAGGAAGGCCCUGACCUGACUCAAGUUCACAGGCUCCCUGUGUCUCUGCAUGUGGGGGCACAGGAAUGGAGCAGGGGGACCUUGGGAGGUGGAUUUAGUAGUCGAGGAGUGGUAGUGGCCUGGGUCAUCAUCAAUUCCAUUUAUUUAUUUAUUUACUUUAUUCCACAAAUUUAUGUCACAAGUAUGUCAUGAAUGCCUACCGUGGGCCCUGCUCUGAGCCAUACUGGGGACAGAGCAGUGACCAAAACAACACCAAGGCUUGCCAUCAGGGAGUUCAAGGACCUGUGGGAGAAAUGGAUUCGUCAUCAAACAGGGACAGCACAGAGUAGUUAGGGCUGGGAUGAGGGAAGCAUAGGUAGAAAGGUUAGAGCUGGGAUGGGAGCUGUGGGAACCCACAGAAGGGAGGCAGGAUGCAUAAGUUUGCUAGGCGAAGAGGAGGAAGGACAGUUUGGACAGAGAGACAGCGUGUGCUAAAGCUCGGAGGCAAGAGAGAGAAGUCCGAGGAGCCCCAGGUGAUGGAGAGUCUCUUACUCCUCCCCAGGGGAGACUGAGGACCCCACGUUGGAAUUCUGCCCAGAAUUAAACCAGCUGUGUGUCUUUGGACAAGCAGUCUGGUUGGUUGCAAUAGUCCAGGAGGAGUGGUGGUGCUCCAGGUCAUCAUCGAUGUCAUUUAUUUGUUUAUUCCACAAAUUUAUUUCAUGGUUUGAGCCUGAGAAGCGCAGAUGGUAACAGCACCAAAUGCAUAAGGAACUGUACGAUUAAUCAUACACAGAGCUUGAGCUUGUCAUGGUCCUAAUAACAAAGUCAACAAAAGUGUCCCUUUAAAGUUCCCCAGACUGACUCCACAGCCCACUGGCUGGCAGUUUAUGAUUUUUCAGUGCUCUAAUAGUUCUGUUUGUUCAGAGGCUGCUUCUGCAUGGUAGGAACCUUGUCUGGUGGCUUCUGCUGCUCCCAGCUCUAGGCCAGGCAUGGAUUAUUCACAUAGUCACCAGUGUGUGUUCAGAGUUCACUAUGUACCAGGUAGUUUUACGUGCUGGGGACACAGUGGCAACCGAGACCUCCUGAAGUUCACAGUCUGGGGCAGACGAUAAACAAACUGAAUAAGCCAUCAGGAUGAGUUGAGAUAGUGUGAGUGGGACUGGGAGCUGGGGGCUGGGCCACCAGGGGAGGAGCAUUUGAGUGGAAUGAGACAGAACUGCUAAUGCUGGGGCUGUGGGAGGGCAUUCCAAGCAGCAAACAGAAGUACAGUGGCCUUGACUCAGAGAAUGCACUUGGCGAGCUUAAUGGACAAAAGGAGGCUGGGAUGGUUGGAAGGAAGGGAGUGACAGGGACCACACUAGGGCCUUGGGGACUUUGCUUUUAGCUGGAGUGAGGUGCAUUGCAUGGGACUCAACCAGGAGGACCCUGACCUGACUCAGGGGUUCAUUGGCCCCCUCUGUCUAGCUGUAGGAGGCAGGGACUAGAGCAGGAGGCCAGGGAGGAGGCUACUGGUGUGAUAGAGGCUGGGCCAGGGCACUAGGGCAGAGGGGAGUGGGCACAAUAGAAAUAAUGGAGAUAAAUUUUGGAGGUGGACCAGGUGGGACUUGCUAACAAAUUAGAAAUGAGAGAUGAACAAGAAAGAAAAUAAGAUGUAUACUUUUUUAGCUCAAGUAACUGAGUGGAGAGUGGAGAGUGGCUGCUCAGUUAAUAUUUAUUGUAUGAAUAAAUAAGUUAAUUCAAAAAAUAGGCAUAUUGAGAGCUCACUGUAUGCCAGGCUCUAUUACAAGCACUGUAGAAGUAUUGAUUCAUUUAACCCUCCAUAUAACCAGAUGAGAACAUGCAUUUCUUAUUCCUGGGUCACAGAUGAAGUAUCCGAGGUACAGAGUGUUAGGGAACCUGCUCUGGGUCACAUGCUAGGAAGUAGAGUUGAAUGGAUGGGCGGACAUCAAUGGGCUAAUGGGUAGGCCUCCCAAAGUAGGCCUGUCUCCAUACCCUGGCUUGUUUUUCCCCAUGACCCCCUUCUCUGCUCCCCGCACCUAGCACCACCCCCCACUCUGGCCGGAGCACACCGAGCAGCUCCCCAUCUCUCCGUAAGCGGCUCCAGCUCUUGCCCUCAAGCCGAUCCGCACCUGAGCCGGAACCAGGCACCAUGGUGGAGAAGGGGUCCGAUAGCUCCUCAGAGAAGGGUGGGGUGCCUGGGACACCCAGCACCCAGAGCCUGGGCAGCCGGAACUUCAUCAGAAACAGCAAGAAGAUGCAGAGCUGGUACAGUAUGCUGAGCCCCACGUACAAGCAGCGGAACGAGGACUUCCGAAAACUGUUCAGCAAACUCCCUGAAGCCGAACGCCUCAUCGUGGAUUACUCCUGUGCCUUGCAGCGUGAGAUCCUCCUCCAGGGCCGCCUCUAUCUCUCCGAGAACUGGAUCUGCUUCUACAGCAACAUCUUCCGCUGGGAGACAACAAUUUCCAUUCAGCUGAAGGAAGUGACGUGCUUGAAGAAGGAGAAGACGGCCAAGCUGAUCCCCAACGCCAUCCAGAUCUGCACAGAGAGCGAGAAGCAUUUCUUCACCUCCUUUGGGGCCCGGGACCGCUGCUUCCUCCUCAUCUUCCGCCUCUGGCAAAAUGCACUGCUUGAAAAGACGCUGAGUCCCCGCGAGCUCUGGCACCUGGUGCAUCAGUGCUACGGCUCAGAGCUGGGCCUCACCAGUGAGGAUGAGGACUAUGUCUGCCCCUUGCAGCUGAACGGUCUGGGGAGCCCCAAGGAAGUGGGCGAUGUGAUUGCCCUGAGUGACAUCACGCCCUCGGGGGCAGCCGACCACAGCCAGGAGACAAGCCCAGUGGGUUCGCGCCGUGGCCGCAUCACCCCCAACCUUUCCCGGGCCAGCAGUGAUGCAGACCAUGGGGCAGAGGAGGACAAGGAGGAGCAGACAGACAACCAGCCAGAUGCCUCCUCCAGCCAGACAGUGACUCCGAUGGCCGAACCCCCGAGCACAGAGCCCACCCCAUCUGACGGGCCCACUUCCCUGGGCCCCUUGGACCUGCUGCCCAGUGAGGAGCUAUUGACGGAUACGAGUAACUCUUCCUCAUCCACAGGGGAGGAAGCGGACCUGGCCGCCCUGCUUCCCGACCUCUCCGGCCGGCUCCUCAUCAACUCCGUUUUCCACAUGGGCGCCGAGCGGCUCCAGCAGAUGCUCUUCUCAGACUCACCCUUCCUGCAGGGCUUCCUGGAGCAGUGCAAGUUCACAGACGUGACCUUGAGCCCCUGGAGUGGGGACAGCAAGUGCCAUCAGCGCCGGGUGCUGACCUACACCAUUCCCAUCAGCAACCCGCUGGGUCCCAAGAGCGCCUCCGUGGUAGAGACACAGACGCUGUUCCGGCGCGGCCCGCAGGCAGGCGGGUGCGUGGUGGACUCGGAGGUGCUGACGCAGGGCAUCCCUUACCAGGACUACUUCUACACUGCCCACCGCUACUGCAUUUUGGGCCUUGCCCGGAACAAGGCCCGGCUCCGAGUGUCUUCUGAGAUCCGCUACCGGAAGCAGCCCUGGAGCCUGGUGAAGUCCCUCAUCGAGAAGAACUCAUGGAGCGGCAUUGAAGAUUACUUCCACCACCUGGAGCGAGAGCUCACCAAGGCCGAGAAGCUGUCCCUGGAGGAAGGCGGGAAGGACGCCCGGGGACUGCUGUCAGGCCUUCGGAGGCGGAAGCGGCCCCUGAGCUGGAGGGGUCACGGUGACGGGCCCCAGCACCCAGACCCUGACCCCUGCGCCCGGGCUGGCAUGCACACCUCAGGCUCCCUCAGCUCCCACUUCUCGGAACCGUCCAUGGAACAGGGCCCCGGGGCAGGCAUCCCCAGCGCCCUGGUGCUCAUCAGCAUUGUCCUCAUCGUCCUCAUCGCCCUCAACAUCCUCCUCUUUUACCGCCUCUGGUCCCUGGAGAGGACAGCCCACACUUUUGAGUCCUGGCACAGUCUAGCCCUGGCCAAGGGGCCCUGCACCCCCCGCAGUAAGUUCCCGCAGACGGCUGCAGAGUGGGCGGAGAUCCUGGCCCUGCAGAAGCAGUUCCACAGCGUCGAGGUGCACAAGUGGCGGCGGAUCCUGCGGGCCUCCGUGGAGCUCCUGGACGAGAUGAAGUUCUCCCUGGAGAAGCUGCAUCAAGGCAUCACCAUCUCAGACCCUCCCUUCGACUCCCAGCCACGGCCCGAUGACAGCUUCUCCUGAGGACGCCAGGCCACACCGCUGUCCCUCCAAAUGGACAGAUGGACACAGAGCCUCGGUAGCCACUGCUGGCACGGUGUGAACACCGGGAGCCUCCUGCCCACCCUUCCCAGUGGCCCAGCCCGGGGCCAUGCAGACAUGGGGACCACAGAACCAAGAUGCACUUUAGACCAGUGUGUGCGAGUCCAGCUGCCAUUGCCUGCCCAGCCAGGGAGCUUGCCUGGCCUUCAGCAGGCCUCCUGCUAACUUAUUUUGCCCAGCUGGGGUUGUGGGGGGUAUCUCCCAGGGUGCACAAUCCCUUUAGCUCUGGGUUUAAUGUAUUAUAUUUAUUUGGAGCCGACAGAGCCUCAAUAAAGGUUUGGAAAUGGC